GGUAUGAAACGUCAAUUUUGGCAUUUCGAAAUGGCGGUCAACGUUUCACUACUGUAAACAAUAAUUAAAGUUAUCGUAUUAACGAACUAUUAAAAUGCAUAUUAAACAGGUGAUAAUCCAGGGUUUUAAGAGUUAUCGGGAGCAAAUUGUUGUGGAACCGUUCGACAAACGACAUAAUGUUGUGGUUGGACGUAACGGUUCCGGAAAAAGUAACUUUUUCCAUGCUAUACAGUUUGUGUUGAGUGAUGAGUUCUCUCAUCUAAGACCUGAACAGCGUCUUGCUCUACUGCACGAAGGUACCGGUCCGAGAGUCAUAUCCGCUUUCGUCGAGAUCAUAUUCGACAAUUCUGACAACAGAAUACCUAUUGAAAAAGAUGAGAUCUUCCUUCGGCGUGUCAUUGGAUCUAAGAAAGAUCAGUUCUUCCUCAACAAGAAAGUGGUGCCUCGGUCAGAGGUACUGAAUCUUCUUGAGAGUGCCGGUCUGUCUAACUCCAAUCCUUACUAUAUUGUGAAGCAAGGAAAAAUUAAUCAAAUGGCCAUAGCUCCAGAUUCACACAGAUUGAAGCUAUUGAGAGAAGUGGCUGGUACCAGAGUGUAUGAUGAGCGCAGAGAAGAGUCUGUCACUAUUCUGAAAGAGACAGUAGGGAAGGUCGAGAAAAUCAACGAAUUCUUGCAAACCAUCGAGGAGCGUCUUAAGACGUUAGAGGAAGAGAAAGAAGAAUUAAAAGAGUAUCAGAAGUGGGACCGAGCGCGGCGCGUGCUAGAGUUCAUCAUACACGACACGGAGCACAGGGAGAACAAGAGGAAACUGGAAGAGUUGGAGAAAAUGCGGUCUAACAGUGGCAAGGAGCAGCAACAUUACGCCGACAUGGUGAGAGAGGCACAGGAACAUGUCAGGGAGGCCAACAGAAAACUCAAGGAAGCUCGUAAAGACGUGGCCGCGGCUCGUGAAGAGAAAGACAUUCUGUCUACUGAACAGCAACAACUAUUGAGGGAGAAGACCAAGCUGGAGCUGGGCAUCAAGGACUUGUCUGAUGAUGUGGAUGGAGACAACAAGUCAAAGGAAAGAGCUGAAGCAGAACUCGAGCGUCUAAGACAGCAGAUAGCCGAAAAGGAGCGCGAGCUUGAAGAACUGAAACCCAAAUACGAAGAGAUGAAGGCGCGCGAGGAGGAGUGCACGCGAGCGCUCGCCCUCAACCAGCAGAAGCGCCAGGAACUGUACGCCAAGCAGGGCAGGGGGACACAGUUCACCUCCAAGCAGGACAGGGACCGCUGGAUCGAGAAGGAACUCAAGUCUCUAAACAAACAAAUAAAAGACAAGAAGGAUCACGAGACGAAACUCCGUGACGACCUUCGCCGCGACGCGACCAAGCUGACGGAACUCGAGAAGAGAAUAGAAGAGACCACGAAGGAGAUGGAGAGACAGAGAGUGGCUAUCGACGAACACAACAAGCAGUACUACGAGUGUAAGAAGAGGAAGGACCAGGAACAGAGUGCUAGGAAUGAGUUAUGGCGUAAAGAAACAUCGCUUACACAAAACUUGUCGUCACUGAAAGAAGAUUUGGCUAAAGCUGAUCAAGCACUGCGUUCUAUGGCUGGCAAGCCUAUCUUGAACGGGAGGGACAGUGUUCGCAAAGUACUAGAAACAUUCCAAGAGAGAGGAGGAGAAUGGGCCAAAAUAGCAACACAAUACUACGGACCCGUGAUCGAGAACUUCACGUGUGACAAAACUAUUUACACUGCUGUUGAGGUGACAGCAGGAAACAGGUUAUUCCAUCAUAUCGUAGAAUCCGACACAGUGGGUACUAAGAUCCUGAAGGAAAUGAACAGACAGAGCUUGCCCGGAGAGGUCACCUUCAUGCCGCUCAACCGACUGCAAGUCAGAGAUAUGGUGUACCCUACAGAUAAUAACGCCAUAGCUAUGGUUCAGAAACUGAAGUACGACCCAAAAUACGCGAAGGCUAUGAAGUACAUCUUCGGGAAGACUCUCAUCUGCAGGAACUUGGAGUGUGCCACCGAGCUCGGGAAACAGUUCCACCUGGACUGUGUCACGUUGGAGGGAGAUCAGGUCUCAUCCAAAGGAUCUCUUACUGGUGGUUACUUCAACCAAUCGCGGUCCCGUCUUGAAAUGCAGAAGACUCGCUCCGAGCUCAUGGAACAGAUAACGACAUUGGAACAAGAACUCAGUACGUUGCGGCAAGAGCUUAACAAAACUGAGACCAGCAUCAACUCCAUCGUGUCUGAAAUGCAGAGAACUGAGACCAAGCAAGGGAAGGCUAAGGAUAUAUUCGACAAAGUGAAAGCCGACAUACGUCUGAUGAAGGAAGAGCUGGGCUCAAUAGAAAGGUUCCGUGGCCCUAAGGAGCGGUCCCUGGCGCAGUGUCGCUCCAGCCUGGAGGCCAUGCAGGCCACUAAGGAGGGACUCGAGUCUGAACUGCAUCAGGAGUUAAUGGAGCAGCUAUCGACCGCGGACCAGGGUAAGGUGGACGAGCUGAAUGAUGCCAUCAGGCGGUUGACGCAAGAAAACAAGGAAGCCUUCAGUGCUAGGAUGAAUCUAGAAGCUACUAAGAACAAACUGGAAAAUCUCUUGACUAACAACUUGAUUCGACGUAAAGACGAGUUAGUGCAAGCUCUCCAAGAGAUAUCAGUAGAAGACCGCAAGCGUCGUCUAGCGAACAGCAAGGCCGACCUGUCCGCCACAGAGAAACGCAUCAAACAGAUCAACAAGGAGCUUGAAGAGGUCGAGAGGAAGGUGCAGGCCGCCGUCAAGAACGAAAAGGCUCUAAAACUUGAACUUGAUAAGUGGAGGAAUAAGGAAAAAGAAGCUCAAGAUAAAAUGGAAGAGGACGCAAAAGGCUUGGAAAAAAUGGCGUCUAAAGAGGUGUUAUUACAAGAGAAGAUUCAAGAAUCUCUGGACAAAAUAGCGGCGCUCGGUACAUUACCGAAUGCGCCAGAACUACACGCCAAGUAUCAGAAGCUAUCGCUCAAACAGCUGUUCAAAGAGCUAGAGAAAGCUAACCAACAUCUCAAGAAGUAUAAUCACGUGAACAAGAAGGCUUUGGACCAGUUCAUCAGUUUCUCCGAACAAAAAGAGAAGUUGUAUAAGAGGAAAGAAGAACUUGAUAUUGGUGGCGAAAAGAUCCGUGAGCUGAUUGAGACAUUGGAACACAGAAAGCUAGAAGCCAUACAGUUUACGUUCAAGCAAGUAUGCAAGAACUUCACCGAGGUGUUUAAGAAACUCGUGCCUCAAGGACGAGGCAGUCUUAUCAUGCGAGUCGCGACGGAAGAUGGACAGGAACCCACUACAGAACGUGCAAAAGCGGAUCCGUUUACCGGCGUGGGUAUCAAGGUGUCGUUUACCGGCGGUGAAGGCGAUAUGAGAGAAAUGAACCAACUCUCCGGUGGACAGAAGUCUCUCGUCGCUUUAGCACUCAUCUUCGCCAUACAGAAGUGUGAUCCUGCACCCUUCUACUUGUUUGACGAAAUCGAUCAGGCUCUAGACGCUCAGCAUCGUAAAGCGAUAGCCAACAUGAUCCACGAGUUGUCGACGUCCGCGCAGUUCAUCACGACGACGUUCCGUCCCGAGUUGCUGGAGCACGCUCACAAGUUCUACGGCGUCAAGUUCCGGAACAAAGUGUCGCACGUCGAGUGUGUCACGCAGGAAGAGGCCAGAGACUUCGUCGAAGACAGUGCUACACACGCCUAGACAUAACUAUUGGAUACUUUCAACGGCUGCCUUCCAAUUGGCUAUUGAAUUCUCUCUGAAGGAUAAGUCGACUGGUCUCAUAGAUUUGUCUCUCAAACCGAUUGCCUCUCAAUCUCGAGAUCCUUACAGAUAAGAAAAAGGGCUAAAGAGGGGGUUUAAGUCACUACGCACAUUGUCAAAUUCGUUGACUGGUAAUUAAGUGACUUUGUUUUUAAUAUCGAUGACGCUAAAAGUACAAAAGCGUUAAAUCGUCAGCUGUUUUAUAUUGAUUUAAUUUUUGUUAUAAUUCUUAGAAAUUAUAGUUAUAUCUGGACAUUAGCAGGAAUACGUUUAGCAAUGUUCAUUACCAAGAUUAAUUUGGAUUUCCGUGACUUUGUUUUGUAAAACCUAGCAGGACUAUAGAUUUACUUUAUUUAAUUCCAAAUUAUAGUUUGGACAUAUUACUAAAUUAAAUAACUCCGAUAGUAUUUUAUUUCCAUGUCUAUAAAUUUGUUGACAUUAAUUUCGUAUUAGGCUAAGUAAUAUUAAAUUUGUAAACAUCAGAUAACGUUUGAUAAUAUAAUAUUUUUGUACCGGUAUGAGAGAUGUCAAUGCAAUGUGAAUUAAAUUCUCUGUCUUUCAUUUGUUUUCGACAUCACUGUCAACUGUUAUUUUGAUGUUUUCUAAUGUUUGAUGAUGAGCGGUGUUAAGAAUGUUUGAUAAAUAUUAUAUAAUUAGUAUUAGACUC
Trichoplusia ni (cabbage looper) is the source of this 4433-nucleotide messenger RNA. It is a transcript of the gene SMC3, whose product is annotated as structural maintenance of chromosomes protein 3. Bases 95 to 3706 code for a protein of 1203 amino acids. Gene Ontology annotation, molecular function: double-stranded DNA binding; cohesin loader activity; ATP hydrolysis activity. Gene Ontology annotation, cellular component: chromosome. The record is from RefSeq and is a predicted model, not a curated record. The transcript is spliced from 23 exons. Gene Ontology annotation, biological process: mitotic sister chromatid cohesion. Lineage: Eukaryota; Metazoa; Arthropoda; Insecta; Lepidoptera; Noctuidae.